Epinephelus lanceolatus (giant grouper) is the source of this 1911-nucleotide messenger RNA. Its product is annotated as erythroferrone. Gene Ontology annotation, molecular function: hormone activity. NCBI's taxonomy places the organism in Eukaryota, Metazoa, Chordata, Actinopteri, Perciformes, Serranidae. The record is from RefSeq and is a predicted model, not a curated record.
GGAGGAGGAGGAGGAGCUGAGGAGGAGGAGGAGGAGUCAGGGAGGGAGAUAAAACAGACUCAGCAGAGCAGAGACGUUCAAACUGAGGAGGAUCAGAGAAGAAGACCGGUGUUGCUCGUCUGCAGCGUGGACGACUGAAAGACAAGAGAGGAGGAGGAGGUGGAAAAAGAGGAGGAGGAGAGGAGGAGGCACCAAACCACCCACAGAGAGAAAGUUUCCUGACACACAGACUCUCUGUCUGAAAGCUCACACACUGUUUCUGUUUGUGGAAACUUCAGCGUGAACACACAGAGAAGACAAACCACAGAAGAAGAAAACUAAAGUCCAGCAGACUCACCAGAGUGCAUCAUGGGAACGUCUUCGCUCCACAGACACAGCUGAAGACCUGAACGUCCUCUGGUUCCUCCUCCACCACAGACACCCAGCAUGCCGGCCAGGCCGUCCCAGAGAAGGAGCUCUGUGGGUGGGGCAGGAGGACUGCUGCUGCUCCCUCUGCUCCUGGGCCUGAUGGUGAUGAUGAUGAUGAUGAUGAUGAAGGUGGAGGCAACGAGCAUUGAGGAGGUGGAGAGCGAGGAGAGCGAGGAGGUGCUGGAGGAGGACGAGGCUGUCAGCACUGAGAUCCUGGAGCCGCUGUCCUCUGAUCUGUCCAGAGUGUCUCCUCUCAGCUCCUGGCUCAUCUUCAGGAGAAACUCCAACAAGGGGGACAACCGGAGAACCAAAGGGUCCAGGAGAACCUCCAAGCAUGGUCUUCCAGGACCUCCAGGACCUCCAGGACCCCAGGGGCCUCCAGGCCCCCCGGCCCCCCUCCUGCCCCAACAACAGGAGCUGAUCCAGGAGCUUCAGCUCAAACUAAGAGACAUGGCAGGAGGAGUGUGUUUCCUGUGUGACCGUCCUCCUCGUGUCUCCACCUCCUUCCUCAGUCGCCUCCAGCAGGCCGUCAUCGUCCCACGUCGCAGCCUGCUGGAGCUGCAGCCAUUCAGCCAGCCGUCAGACUCAGAGCGGAGCUUCCAGAGAGGUCAGAGCUUCAACAGCAGCAUCGGCCGAUACACUGCAGCCGUCUCUGGAUUCUACCAGCUGACCGCCAGCCUGCUGAUCGAGUCAGGAGACAGACUCCAGGUGAGACUCAGAGACAGUGUGAGAGCAGCCAUCUGCAUCGAGUCACUCUGCCAGAGCAACCUCUCUGUAGAGUCAGUGAUGGGCGUGGCAGCUGCUGGAGGAACAUUCAGUAUCUUACUGACAGGAACGCUCUAUCUACAGGCUGGAGAGUACGUGUCAGUGUUUGUGGACAACGCCACCGGCUCGUCCAUCAGCGUCCUGCAGGACUCUCUGUUCUCUGGGAUCCUGCUGGGAGUCUGAACACAGACACUUUGUGACAUCAGCAGAGAGGUGACAUCAGCCCUGGCGUCCUACGGCGAGGACAGAGGUGUGACAUCAUCCUCACAGAGCUACACUGGAGCGCCAUCACCUGAUCUCCACAGUUUUAAGCACACGGUGGCGCUGUUGUUCCUGAGGGAUCCUCUGAAACCUGGACUUGCUGUGAACGAGUUUUUCAUUCACUUUAAUGCAGAUAUUUUUCCUGCAGCUCCGCCUGGUGGACAUUAGAGGAACUGCAGCCAGGGCGGCUCGUCAUUACUCCACUGAUCUUUGGAUGGCUGAUGAUACGUUCAUAUUUUACACGUUAUUAAAUUUUUAUAUUUAAGCAGUUUCAUGCUAACGCAUCGCCAGUAUUCUGACUUUCUACCAGUUUUCUGACUUUCUACCAGUUUUCUUUUUGUCAUCAGAGACCUGAGAACAGCAGCAGUCUGAACAGAUCGUCUGUUUCCAUCUUACUUUGAUAUUAAUAUUUAUUCUCUGGAUGUGAUAAACAAGUUGUGAAUAAUUGAGAUAAUAAAACUGAUCUACUCGCUGUCA